AUGGCCUCCCAGUGGAUCAGAUAUGAUGAAAUCCCUUCUACCGCCUCUGUGCUCUGUACCUUUUACCCCUCCAUGGAGGCUAUCGGUCAACCCGUCGACGUGAAAAGCGUUCCAAUUGAGAAUGGCGACUACAGCUACGAGUGGUUUAUGUCAAAAAUUACCUGCCUAUUCUGCUCCGACACAUCAAAUUCAAAGCAAGCACUAGAUGAGAUCCAGAAAUUCUACAAGCAGGCUGAUCCCUAUCUGCGCUUUGAGUUGGAAAAUCUUUUACAAAGCGACUGGGCUCGUCGGUCUGCUCUCGCCCAUUGUAAACUUUUUCCUGACUUUGACGAGGCCGUGGAAAGUCAGGACUGCCUGCAAAUUGAGCACGAGCAUCCCGAUGUCGCUUCGCGUUGCGUCUCUGGGUCUCCGGAUUCCUUUCACUUUUUGAUCCGACAAGGCAUUAUUCGGUCAUGCUACUACAACAGCUUUGGACAUAGCCUGGUCCUUCUUGCCUUCAAGAAAAAUGCGAUUGAAACGGUGAAAUCUAUGAUAUCCACGAUAAGUCCAAUAGAUCUUCUAGCCCCUGCGUCGGUGGCAGAAGAGUGGGAUGGCAGCUCAAUUCUUCAACUAGCGGCGACGGACUCGGUUGUCUUCUGGAUGUGUUGGGACAAGGUUGACCAAAUACCUUUGGACCUAGGAGAGAUUCUCCAGGAAAGAGAGAUCCGCAAAAUUUGCCGAUUUGCAAGCAUGAACCUGGCCUCUCGCAUGUAUCAGAGAGGUAUAGAUCUUUCUGAUGUGGUGGAUAAAGAUUCCUCUCUUUGGCUUGAGAUCAUCCUCUAUCACGCGGAUGCAGCACUUCUUUUUGACUGGCUUUUUACGAACAAUUGCCAACCCCCGCAGGAUUUCCUUCUCUGUCACCCGGACCCCGAUUCCACUUUGGACUGGCUUUUGGCGAACAGCUUCCCUCUCCCAUAUCCCGGGCAUGGUCAAGACUUUCUUCGGAAAUUUGCAAUCCGUGGUGGCAGGUUAGAUGCGGCCCAUUGGCUGUCCUUCGAUAGGGUAGCGACCUAG
Penicillium waksmanii is the source of this 1053-nucleotide messenger RNA. RefSeq lists its product as uncharacterized. The coding region runs from base 1 to 1053 and encodes 350 amino acids. The transcript has a single exon. The record is from RefSeq and is a predicted model, not a curated record. NCBI's taxonomy places the organism in Eukaryota, Fungi, Ascomycota, Eurotiomycetes, Eurotiales, Aspergillaceae.